This is a messenger RNA of Symbiodinium pilosum, 2247 nucleotides long. NCBI's taxonomy places the organism in Eukaryota, Dinophyceae, Suessiales, Symbiodiniaceae. The record is from the annotation of a GenBank genome assembly.
AUGGCUACCUAUGAAUAUCCCGUUGCGCUGGGGCUGGCAUACAUCAUGUUGGUUGGGUGCCUCAUCCGAGCUGUUUUCGUGCGCUUGGCCUUGCCCGCAUCUGUAGGCGUGAUGGUUAGCGGCUUCAUAUUUCAGCACUUCUUCCAGAACGAUCUCUUCUUUGCUCGAGACGAGCUACAAGGGCUGUCGUUCUUCCUGGUGCUUCUGAUCGCUGGCCUGGAGAUCCGCUCGAAAGACUUGCAAGGCCAUAUUUUUGUGAUGGCCUUUCUGCCAGCAAGCUGUGAGCUGCUUGGCAUUGCUGCGUAUGCCCACUACGAGUUGGAAUACACCCCAGUUGAGGGCAUGGUGUUGGGAAGUGUCCUUGUGGCUAUGGGCGACGGGCUUGUGAUUCCAAAGAUGAAGGAAUUUUCACAGAGCUUCCCAGAUCAUCCAUUGCCGCGGCUGGUCUUUGCGUGGGCACCCCUAGAGGCUUCCUUCGCGCUGACAGCCUUCGGGAUUCUCACCGGCCUGGCGUCGCCAGCCCAUCAGGCGCCAACACCUUUCGGCACCAUCGUCCUUGCCAACCUUCUGCGCCUGGUUCUGACGGUGCUGUUGGGGGCUGUGCUAGGAUGUGUGAGUUCCUGGUUCAUAGCCAGCCGGAAGAAGAUGCGCAUCUUGAGUGAUCUGUUCCAUGAUCCGGAUACUGAAGGCGGCAAGACUGAAGGCUUUCUGAUCCUGAUCUCCGUGGCACUUAUCGCUCUAUCCUUGGGUAAGGGCGAGUCGGGGAAUGAAUUGGUUCCGAUGCUUUUCUGUCCAGGCCCUGCAUUUCAGUCAGAGCUGUUGGUCAUCAUUAUGGCCUCUGUAUUUGCCAAUCGAUGCAGCGACGCUUACGAGGGCGGCCCGAAAAUUCUGGCAGACAUCACGACAGUGGUGGGUCAAGUGUGGGUGUUUGGACAGAUAUUUCUAUUCAGCAUGCUGGGCAGCAAGAUGACACUUGACAUCUUGCCAGAGCUGAAGAGUUUGGGCCCUGUAAUGGUAUGCGGGCUGCUCGCGCGCGUGUUGGGUGUCACCGUGGGCGCCCUGUUGACCAUGAAGAGUCGGGACAGCGCACUGAGCCAGAUUCCUGCUGACAUAGGUUUCUGCUUCUUGUGCACACUUCCUCGCGCAACCAUUCAGGGUGCCCUGGGUGCAGAGCCACUGAAGCAGCACUUCUUUGCCAUUGGCUACGGCAACGAGAGUGCGGUGACGAAUUUUACUUUCACAGCUGCAAGACUUUACGUCCUCUGCUACUCUGUCAUUGGCAUGAUACUCUUAAAUAGUUUUGGGCCAAUGCUGCUUCGGGGGACAGAGAAGGAUCUAUCCACACGCAAGAUUGUGGAUGUCGAUUCUGAGAAUGGAUCUGUCCUAUUGGGGGACUCACCGGGCUCUACUGCAGAUGACCUAUCGCAGCAAGGGUCCACGCCACAGCUCGAGAAGGUGGGGGGCCACUCGACAAGCUCCACUGCCACCGGGGAAUCAUCGUGGCAGGACAAAGGAGGCAUGUUGCACACCUUCGAGUCCAAGAUCUCAACCUGGCGGCCGACCUGCGAAGUUAUGCAGGGUCACAAGACAACCUGCCGAGCAACAGCUUCCAAACAACGGCCGCCAGGGAUUGAAGCACAGACGGUCCUCGAACCGAAUUACAACGUACGCUUCAAGGUCCCUGAGAGAUCGGUGAUGCAGCGACUCUUGCGGCCACGCGGCCAUGAUGGAAGGAUUCAUGUGGUCAAGACCUCACAGGGUGAUAUUCCCGUGGUUUUAUCUUCCAAGAUGAAGUCGGGCAAGGAGGAGACCUAUCGCUUUGGUCCAGAUCCUGAUUUCUUGAUCCGGGCAGAGCCUGCGCCGGUUGAAAGGCCCAUGUUUUUCCAGCUUCGAACAGCUGGGAAGGUGCAAACCAUCAAAGUUGUGUUUCCGCCUGGGGUAAGAGAGAUUCCACUUGUCCCAGAUGCUAUGAUGGUGAAGGUUCCAGAUGGUGCAAGGCCGGGUUCUGUGAUUGUCUUCAAGAAGCAUCCAGCAGACCCGCUCUGGCUGCGGACCCACGUGCCGCAGACUUUACCAGCAAAUGGCUUCUUGGCCGUGGCCUUGCCAUCUUUCAGAUACGAAUCUAAGCCCAAGGAUUUCGAACUGGGCGAUAUUUGCAAAGAGAUCUGCGUUGAAUUAGAGGAGACCUUUGACAUGCUAACGAGCUGCUGGCCAUUCCGAGCCGAACCAACAGCUGCGGCGGAGUAG